UAUUUUAGACCAAUAGGAAGCCAGCUAGCCAACAGCCAAUUAAUAUCUGCCUAAAUCUAUUUUCGAAUAUAACAGCAUCAUAUACAAAACAGUCGUCCUUCGAACAAGGACAAAAACAUACUGAACAAUUGUGAUCACUUGAGAAACAAAAUGCUAACAGAACGGAGGUGGCAUUCGAUUCGUAGCUUUCCGUGCAUGUUAUUUUCACCUCUUCAGACUAAUUUGCCAAUUUCGAGAUAAACAAUUCAUUUCCAGUGUGAAAUUGAACUGACGACCUUCAAGUGUCUCAGGUGAGACAGACAAAUAACAUACUUCAUUGAUCGAGCUAGGUCUCACCACAGGUUUCAAUGAACACAAUUCAGUGUAUAUGCAUGCAUGUGAAAUUCACUCUACAUUGAUUGGUUAGCAAACCCAUCCAAUCAUAUAGACGACAGACUUUGUUACUUUGAGACAUCGAUUAAACAACAGUGCAACGUUUAUUUGAUAUUUAAAUACGAUUUCUGUGUGGGAGCGUAAAGUUACCUAAGAAUGGAUAGUGAAUCAAGAGACGAGGAUUCCAGUGGAAAUAGUGAAGCCGAAGUCGAAACAUCGGUGGAUGAAGUGACUGACAAAGUGAAGGGCUGUGUCAAUGUCGACUGGCCAGAGUCCGAUUCUAAUGGCGAUGUCACAGAUGAUGAAUUUCUGUUGGUUCUCGACAAGAUGGAUAUGCCCAGAUUCGAUACUACUUCUCCGCGUGGUGAUAAGAAAUCAUGGGAGACGUUUGCUGAGACAGCUGCUGCUUAUGUGUACAAGUCUUUCGGUGAGAGAGUAUCACAACCGCUACGCGUAUGGCUAAGCAAUUCGGCGAGUUCUGCGAUCCUCCACGGACUCCUUGGAGAGUUGACCACGUCGACAGAAGCAGGUCAAGGUGAAGACUCACGCUCUCCUGAAGAAGCGACAACUGAAAAUAUGUCAAUUGCGGACUCAUGCUUAGAUAAUCGUCAGGAUGGUCAUUGGUGUUAUGGCAGAUGGACGGUGGACAAUGUGGCAAGUACUUCGGAGAUGAAGGAUGUCUUGAACUCCGAGAUGGCGAAUGCAUGUGCCUCAGUGAUGAUCGCCGCCGUAGUCAAUUAUUUUCAGGAGAAUCGCUACAUACCGACCGGAUUCAUGAAGGACAACUAUGCGUCGAGAAUACUUGAGAGUGGUGUGAUGGAAAAGUAUGGUGUGAAAGAUGAAUCCGAUAAGAUGAAGGCGAUGUUGAUCACCGGUCGUUGGGUCUCGAAACUGAUCGUUUUCCGUAAGGCUACGAAACACCGACAACUUCUGCAUCCGAUCAGACCUGUCAAGCGGAUUGGUUACAAGCAGUCUCUCAGAAAACUCGAUAUCAGGAAACAUUUCUUUGAUGUACCCGCUGGCUUCACAGAUACGCGGAUUGCCUACAUGAUUUCUGAUAGGAUGGUCCGAUCGGUGUGCAUCCCCUUCUUCAAGAAAUUUCAUGAACUGAUUGAAUUACGAAAGCAGUACUGUCGAAUAAUUAGUGAUCCAUUCCACUACCACAUACAUGGUGGUUAUUUGACCGGUUCACCAAGGACGACAAUUAUUGACACAUCGAAAAAUCUGUUCGGUCGACUCAUCACAUAUCUGAGAGUCUUCGAGCCGGAAAGCGAACUAUUGCUUUAUCCACAGUGGUGUGGUAAAUACUACUUGGAUUACAGUGAUCGUUGGGAGGAUAUUCUGCGUGACAUUCACGAUGAGAUAUAUAUGCCGAGUGGGUACAAUUUGAGAGAGGUUCUGAGAGAAGACGGCUGCAUUCCGGACCAAUUUCCACCGAACGGUGAGGAGAUGAUAGCCUGUUGGAAGGAAUAUGGUGUUGGCGAGAAGAUUCAAAAAUCGAUCCUCAAAUAUUACUUGGCGAGCUAACUCACAGAGCUAACUUUUCAUCAGGUAAAGUGUCGACGUCUCUGAUGACUAUUUCACGUGUUUGUCGACUGUGACUGUUUCAUCUCAAAUACAUAUUUAUCCCAUCGUGUUU
Messenger RNA from Trichobilharzia regenti, 2011 nucleotides. The record is from the annotation of a GenBank genome assembly. Lineage: Eukaryota; Metazoa; Platyhelminthes; Trematoda; Strigeidida; Schistosomatidae.